AUGAAGUUUUUCGUGGUACCGCUUUUGCUAUGGCAAGCGAUUGCCCAAGCAUGGGCGUACUAUGUAACUGAGCCGGAACUGGAGCCGCUCAGCAUCGCGGUGACCUACCGUCACCCGACCAUUCAACCUGCGCCAGGCUAUUUCUUCAUUGGCUCUUGGUCCAAGGGUAUCCAAGGUGCCUAUAUUGUGGACAAUGAUGGCAUUCCUGUCUAUAUCAACAACUCAGUCAUUCCCGUGAUCAACUUUGGAAAGCAGAUGCUGAACGGCCAGCCAGUUCUGACGUACUGGACGGGCACGGAAAAUGCCGGUGGUUUCGGUAUGGAAGACGGCAAAGUGAACAUUCUCAAUGCUGACUACACUUUCAACCGAUCUGUAGUGGCGAAGAACAGCCCUGAUCUGCAUGAAUCGCGCAUCACAAACCAGAACACUAUGCUUUCGACUUUCUACCGCAACGAGAGCAAUGUGGACAUUUCGGCGGCGCCUGGCAACUACUCGACGGGCUAUAUUGCCGAGAGCUGCUUCCAGGAGCUUGACUUGAACAACAAUAACACUGUGCUGUUUGAGUAUUGUGCUCGGGAAGGUGUUACGUUUGACAAGGCGUACGAUCCGCCGCCCAAAGAGCCGACGGAGCAAACGCCUUGGGACUGGUUCCACAUUAACUCGGUGGACAAGGAUGCUCUGGGCAAUUAUAUCUUCAGUGGACGUUAUACAAGCUCGAUUUACUACCUGGAUGCCAAGUCGCGUAACAUUUCGUGGAUCUUGGGUGGUAAAAUGAACCAGUUCAACGGCAGUGGUAGCGAUUUCUUCGGUCAGCACCAUGUGCACCUGAUCGACGAGCAGGAUUUGUCGGCAGAGGAAGUGCAACAGAAGAACACCAACGGAACGCGCCACUUGGCGCUAUGGGACAAUGCUGUGCUUAAUGGGAAGUCGUCGCGAAGUGACAGCCGUGGUAUGGAAUUCGAGAUUGACUUUGCGAAGAAUACUACGACGUUGAUUCGCAACUUUGAGAAGCCAGGCAAUGUGACGAACCUCAAGGCGCGUAGCCAGGGCAGUGCUCAAGUCUUGGGUGGCAACUCGACUAUGGGCCAUGUUGUGACGGACUAUGGCUCGACGCCGGCCUAUGCGGAGUACGACGCAAAUGGUGAGAGUGUGCUUCUGGCGUACUUUGCCAACCCCAAUUCGAGCUAUGCAUACCGUGUGUACAAGGAUGAGUGGGUUGGUCAGCCGAAGACUGCGCCUUCAGUGGCUAAGAUCGGCGACAAGGUGUAUGUCAGCUGGAACGGUGCUACCGAGGUGACGAACUGGCGCGUGACACAGAGCUCGGAUUCCAAGGAUGUAAACGCCAAUGCGAAUAGCACGGAUGUGCGCAAGACAGGCUUUGAGACUGCCAUUCCCAUUAACCUGAAUGCCACGCUGACGCAGAUUUCCGCGCUCGGUAAGGAUGGUAAUGUGCUAUCGAAGAGUGUCGUUCUUGACAAGGAUGGCAAGUCACAAGGCGGCGAAAUGAAGGGAUACUCGUCGUAA
Messenger RNA from Malassezia pachydermatis, 1524 nucleotides. RefSeq lists its product as hypothetical. Bases 1 to 1524 code for a protein of 507 amino acids. The record is from RefSeq and is a predicted model, not a curated record. The transcript has a single exon. Lineage: Eukaryota; Fungi; Basidiomycota; Malasseziomycetes; Malasseziales; Malasseziaceae.